Pezoporus flaviventris is the source of this 3470-nucleotide messenger RNA. RefSeq names its product aldehyde dehydrogenase 18 family member A1 (gene ALDH18A1). The transcript has 20 exons. Gene Ontology annotation, cellular component: mitochondrion; cytoplasm. Bases 433 to 2841 code for a protein of 802 amino acids. The record is from RefSeq and is a predicted model, not a curated record. NCBI's taxonomy places the organism in Eukaryota, Metazoa, Chordata, Aves, Psittaciformes, Psittacidae. Gene Ontology annotation, molecular function: glutamate 5-kinase activity; ATP binding; glutamate-5-semialdehyde dehydrogenase (NADP+) activity.
GAAGAAGAAGAGAGUCACUGUGGAUGAUAUUCUGAAAAGUCAGUUCAAGGUGUAGUGAAAGCCAAAAAGCAAAUAGAAUGGCAGAAAUUAUCAGGACUGAAGGUGGACUGUAGCAUGUCUGCCUGCACAAACUGUUAAUGCCAUCAGGAUGGUCCCAUGCUUCUUGAAGAUGGAACUCUCUUUAAGAUUACUCAAGGUGUUCACUACUGUUAACCAUCUGAAACCAUAGUUUUCCAUUGCUCACUUCCUACUAUACUUGCUGUACACCGGGGUAAAUAACUGAUGACCAGUGUCUGAAAAAAAGAAAAGCAGCUCCUCAGCAUCUGCAGGGAUAGAGGAGAACCUGUUGCUUUUUAUUUGGAAGUACAUUCAAAGAAGUUGCAUGUGCUAAAAAUUGGCCAGAUAUCCUUGGCUUGCAGAAGGCAUCUCAAAAUGUUGUGUCGAGCUGCUCUGAGCCCCCUUGUCCGCUCCCCUGGAUGGUGCUUUGUGUUAUCGCCACAUGCCAUUGCAGCCAUUUCACGUUUAUAUCUCCCUCGCCAUAACCAAAGAUUAAGGAAUGAAUCCAUCCGUUGUUGGAGCAGCAUCCCAUUUAUCACUAUGCCACUCAGCCGUGCACAUGGAAAAUCAUUUGCGCACCGUAGUGAGCUGAAGCAUGCAAAGCGGAUUGUAGUGAAGUUGGGUAGUGCUGUUGUGACUCGAGGGGAUGAGUGUGGCUUGGCGCUUGGGAGGCUGGCAUCUAUUGUAGAGCAGGUGUCUGUGCUGCAAAAUCAGGGCCGGGAGAUGAUGAUUGUCACCAGUGGUGCUGUAGCCUUUGGGAAGCAGCGAUUGCGUCAUGAGAUCUUGCUUUCUCAGAGUGUGAGGCAAGCGCUUCAUUCAGGCCAGAGUCAGCUGAAAGAUAUGGCUAUUCCAGUCUUGGAGGCCCGAGCCUGUGCAGCAGCUGGCCAGAGUGGAUUGAUGGCUCUGUAUGAGGCCAUGUUUACUCAGUACAGCAUCUGCGCAGCUCAGAUUUUAGUCACCAACCUGGAUUUCCAUGAUGAACAGAAGCGUCGGAACUUAAAUGGAACAUUGCAUGAGCUUUUAAGAAUGAAUAUCGUCCCUAUAAUUAACACUAAUGAUGCUGUUGUUCCUCCUCCAGAGCCAAACAGUGAUCUGCAGGGGGUAAAUGUGAUAAGUGUGAAGGAUAAUGACAGUCUGGCAGCACGACUGGCUGUGGAAAUGAAGACUGAUCUCCUGAUUGUUCUCUCAGAUGUAGAAGGACUCUUUGACAGCCCUCCAGGAUCUGAUGAUGCAAAGCUAAUUGACAUAUUCUACCCAGGAGAUCAGCAAUCUGUGACAUUUGGAACUAAAUCUCGAGUAGGAAUGGGAGGCAUGGAAGCCAAGGUGAAAGCAGCUCUAUGGGCCCUCCAGGGAGGCACCUCUGUAGUGAUUGCAAAUGGAACCCACCCAAAGAUCUCUGGUCAUGUCAUCACAGACAUUGUGGAAGGGAAAAAAGUUGGAACUUUUUUUUCAGAGGUAAAACCUGCAGGUCCUACAGUAGAGCAGCAGGGUGAAAUGGCUCGAACUGGUGGCAGGACCCUGGCCGCUCUACAGCCUGAGCAGAGAGCAGAAAUUAUUUAUCGUCUUGCUGACUUACUGACUGACCAGAGAGAAGAAAUUCUCUUGGCAAACAAAAAGGACUUAGAAGAGGCUGAAAAUAAAGGGAGAUUGGCCCUUCCAUUGUUGAAACGUCUGAGUCUGUCUACAUCGAAGCUGAACAGCUUGGCUAUUGGUCUGCGUCAGAUUGCGGCAUCCUCACAGGACAGCGUUGGCCGUGUAAUUCGCCGAACACGAAUAGCAAAAGACCUGAAUUUGGAGCAGGUGACAGUGCCUAUUGGCGUCCUUCUUGUGAUCUUUGAGUCCCGACCUGACUGCCUUCCACAGGUGUCUGCUUUGGCCAUAGCCAGUGGAAAUGGCCUACUUCUUAAAGGAGGGAAGGAGGCAGCACAUAGCAAUCAAAUCCUUCAUCAUCUGACGCAAGAAGCACUCUCCAUUCAUGGAGUCAAAGAUGCAGUGCAACUAGUGAACACAAGAGAAGAAGUAGAAGAUCUCUGUCGUUUGGAUAAGCUGAUAGACCUAAUCAUUCCACGUGGUUCAUCACAGCUAGUCAGAAAUAUCCAGAAAGCUGCUAAGGGAAUCCCAGUGAUGGGACACAGUGAAGGGAUCUGUCAUGUGUAUGUGGACACAGAUGCCAGCGUUGAGAAGGUUACACGAAUAAUCAGAGACUCAAAGUGUGAAUAUCCUGCUGCCUGUAAUGCUUUGGAAACUCUCUUAAUUCAUCGAGACUUGCUGAGAACCCCGUUGUUCGAUCAAAUCAUAGACAUGUUGAGAGUAGAACAGGUGAAGAUUCACGCUGGCCCAAAGUUUGCAUCUUACUUGACGUUCAGCCCUUCAGAAGUGAAAUCUCUCCGCACAGAAUAUGGGGACCUGGAGUGCUGCAUUGAGGUGGUGGACAGUGUCCAAGAGGCUGUUGAACACAUCCACAAGUAUGGAAGUUCUCACACAGAUGUUAUCAUUACAGAGAAUGAGGAAACAGCAGAGUUCUUCCUCCAGCAUGUGGACAGCGCAUGUGUUUUCUGGAAUGCCAGCACCCGAUUCUCUGAUGGCUAUAGAUUUGGACUUGGUGCUGAAGUGGGAAUUAGUACUUCUCGUAUCCAUGCACGUGGACCAGUGGGAAUUGAAGGACUCUUAACUACAAAGUGGUUGCUGAGGGGGGACAAUCACGUUGUUUCUGACUUCUCGGAGCAUGGGAGCAUGAAGUAUCUUCAUGAGAGCCUGCCUCUCCCUCAGAGAAAUACCAACUGAGAACAUGAGGGCAGCGGGAAGCCCCAGGGCUAUAAAUAGUUCCUGGAGAUGUUCAGACUUCAGGGCACUCUGGAGAUGGAGUUUAGUUUUCAUCCUCAGGAACAUUGUUCUCAGUCACUCCACAGUACAACAAAUACCAAAUUAUCCUAUCUGUGAGAUUAUUUUUUUAUUUCUGACUCUGUUUCUUAGUGUUUGCAAACUGACCUGACUUCUCCCAGAGAUAGAAUUCUUCAAAACACAGGUAACUAAGGGAAGAUUUAAAUACCUGCUGCGUUCUUUUUGUAUCCUGUUACUCAUAGCAAAUAUGCUUAGUGGCAGAGCAUCAGUUUUUUCUAAGUCUUUGUGCUGUUCAGCUGCUGUCUGUUCUGAGAACAAGGCAGAUAGCUGCUGGAGUUCUGUUUGGUUGGUUUUUGUUUUGUUUUGUUUUUCUCCCUUCUGCCUUAUGGUCAAGGCAGCUCUUGAAAGCCAGAAAGCUUUACACUUUCAUUCUUUGUAUUUGAUUACUCUUGUGAUAAGAGCAUAGGUGUUUCAAAUGCAUAAGCUUUUGACCAAGAAACCUUUUAUAUCUCAUUUCUUUGUAUUGAUUACUAUUGUAGAUAAAUAACGCAACUGUCUCCCAUGUGAACUUU